Messenger RNA from Rhagoletis zephyria (snowberry fruit fly), 498 nucleotides. Its product is annotated as RNA-binding protein pno1-like. Gene Ontology annotation, cellular component: nucleus. The record is from RefSeq and is a predicted model, not a curated record. Gene Ontology annotation, molecular function: RNA binding. NCBI's taxonomy places the organism in Eukaryota, Metazoa, Arthropoda, Insecta, Diptera, Tephritidae.
CUGAAGCAAAAUUGGCUCAAGAUCUUCACACCCGUUGUGGAACACUUGAACCUUCAGAUGCGUUUCAAUGUUGAUUCGAGCUGCGUGGAGAUUCGCACGUAUGAAGGCACUAAAGACAAGAACUCCAUCCAGAAAGCUGCCGACUUUUUGCGAGCAUUCAUUUUAGGCUUUGAAGUGGAGGAUGCUUUGGCUUUGAUCAGGCUCGACGAGAUGUUUUUAGAGACCUUUGAAAUUCAAGAUGUAAAACCGCUGAAAGGCGACCACCUGUCCCGAGCGAUCGGUCGCAUUGCCGGCAAAGGCGGACGGAUAAAGUUCACCAUUGAGAACGUGACAAAGACGCGAAUCGUCCUGGCCGACAGCAAGAUCCACAUUCUCGGCUCCUUCAACAAUAUCCGAGCUGCGAGAACCGCAAUCUGCAACCUUAUCCUCGGCAGUCCGCCGUCCAAAGUCUUUGGAAGCAUGCGACAGCUGGCCAAUCGUCUUAUUGAGCAAUUCUAA